GUCACUAACCUACCUAACAAACAGCAUAAGCAAACAUACCACUAACCGUUUCCCCCCCAAAAUAGCUUGCACACCUACAAAGCAAGCACCCACCAGACUUGUCUCAACGGUUCAACUUUGCUUGCUUUAAUCUAUAAUCACAAUCGAGAAUUUUGACCAAUCUGCAGUCUGUUCACCAAACUUGGAGGCAUACAUCCAUCAUCAUGUCGGGUAUUUAUUGUAUUGUCGCACAGGAAACAUACCGCCACACCUCUGACGAUGAUUAUCGUGUGCGGGUUGACGCGCCCAUCGGUUUCCUGGCGUUCAGGCCAUCCGUCGUCGUCCUGUCAGCACGGCUGAAGCUCAGACAGAUAACCUAGGUGUUGUCUGGUCAAUCAAUACAUGAUCGUCUAUCUCCCCUUCGUGUUUUCUUGCCACUCUACUUUCCACGCUUUUUUUCUUUUCCUUUCUCCUUCACUGCUCCUUUCCUCUUCCUCGAUGGCCCCCAUCCAUUGCCUCAAUACCUAAAAUCCAUUUGGCGUCGUAGUCUGAGCGCCUACCGUGUGAGGUCCAUGGGUGACAGCAUCUCACACAGACUCGUAGACGCCGUCAACAAUUUCAAUGCCGCCACUUGGCGUUACUUCCUGAUCCUCCUAGUCUUACCUCUCGCGUCUUGACUGGUAUAGAUAUAGAUUAACCUGGACCAACCUCAGAACCUUUUGGUGGUCUUCAGCGCGCCAUGAACCACCUCCCAAGAUCACCGUCGCUCAGGAGCGAGAAGGAGACACAGCCAGGCAGAGCUUCUAGUGACGAUGAUAUCGAGGCGGCUCAGCCAGCAACCACCCAUGAUGCAGCUGUCGGCGCAGGCAUCCAUUCCGAGAAAGCUGAAGAAGCUCAGUCUGCUUCUCUCACCCACGAAAAACAUGCCGGAUCCCCAGCCGAAGCAGCGGGGCACAGCUCUUCAGACGAUGCUGCCGUAAGCCCUGGGGGCAUGUACAACCCACGCAGUCUAAGAUUCUGGGCAAUCAUGGGCUGCAAUUUUCUCGCCCUGUUCCUGGUGGCUCUCGACCGAACAAUACUAGCCACCGCGGUACCCAGGAUAACGGAUGAGUUUCACAGCUUGGGUGAUGUUGGCUGGUACGCCUCGUCGUACAUGUUGACCACUUCAGCGUCACAACUUUUGUUCGGCAGGAUAUACAAAUUUUACCCUACAAAAUGGACUUUCCUCGUGUCCAUAGUAGUUUUUGAAAUUGGUUCUGCCAUCUGUGGCGCAGCACCUAAUUCAAUCGUCUUCAUCGUGGGAAGAUCCAUUGCUGGCCUAGCAUCCGCCGGCAUAUUCACAGGAUGCAUGCUGAUGUUUAUGAUGGUGCCGUUGCACAAGCGGCCCAUGUUCCAAGGCCUCUUUGGAAUGACGUUUGCGAAGGCUAUUGCAAUCACCCAUUCUUGCCUGCCUGUCUUUGCCGCUCUUGACAUAAUCCUUCUGCUGCCUAAGGCGGCGCGGUGGUGUUUCUACAUGAACCUGCCAAUCGGACUUGUGGCGUUCGUGUGCAUGAUCUUGUGGUGGACUCCACCCGAAAAACAGACGGAGCCGGCACCGGUCCUCACGCAUAUCAAGCGCCUCGAUCCACUCGGAUCCUUCUUCUUCCUACCCGCCGUUGUUUCGUUGCUAUUGGCAUUGGAAUGGGGCGGCUCGACCUAUUCAUGGAACAGCGGUGUCAUCAUCGGCCUUCUAGUGGCAUGCGCAGUUCUGGUCUCGGCAUUUGCGGCUGUUCAGAUUCUGCGUCCCGAGACGGCCACCAUCCCGGCAAGAGUCAUCACACAACGCAGUGUCUUGUUUGCGACCCUCUUUACAUUCUUUAUUGCAGGCGGGAUGCUCAUGUGCGUCUACUUCCUCCCAAUAUGGUUCCAGACAGCUCAAGGGGUGGAUCCCCUCCGCUCGGGUAUCUACACACUGCCGUUGGUGCUCUCGCUCGUCGUUUCGAGUGCCAUGUCGGGCAUCUUUACGUCCAAGAUUGGCUAUUAUAUGCCCUCGAUGCUAUUGUGUCCAGUCAUCAUGGCAAUCGGCGAGGGUUUGAUGAGUACAUUCAGCCCAACCACGGACUCGAGCCAUUGGAUCGGUUUCCAGUUUCUCACGGGAUUCGGCCUGGGCUUUGGCAUGCAAACAGGAGGCUUGGCCAUUCAGACUGUUCUGCCCAUGGCUGAUGUCUCGACCGGAAUUGCAAUCAACAUGUUUGCUCAGCAGCUGGGAGGUGCUGUGUUCACUUCGGUUGGGCAGGCAAUCCUGAGUAAUGUGCUGGUGAAACAGUUGGUGGGCGUUGAUGGACUACAGGCCGAGGAAAUUAUCAAGGGAGGUAUCACCAACCUUCUUAGUCAUGUGCGCCGCGAGGAUCGAGGCCUGGUUAUAGGCGCAUACAACUUUGCCUGUACUAGGAUUUUCUUGGCUGCCAUGGGGCUCAGUUGCUGUGCCCUUCUAUGCGCCUUUUGUAUGGAAUGGAAAAGUAUCAAGAAGACGCAACCAGACAAACUUGUCCCUCAAGAUGCAACCGUCGACACGGCACCGGCUCUACUCAGCAAGGAAGGGGCCGUGGCUAGUGUCGGUCCCGGUUCAGGCGCCGACCGGGAAGUCGCCAACAUUAAAGAGUUCAUGGGGAACACACAAAUGGGAGACUCUGGAUCAAGCUUGGGGUCGGGAGCCGUCGACAGCAACACAGUAUCGGAGGCCACCAUGGCAAACAAGCCCAUGAACCGUCUCUCACUCCGGCACGAGGAAAUUCCCAUGAUCGCGAAACACACCAACGGCCUUGUGAUAGGCGUCGUGCCGUAUGGGGAAAGCCCAAGUGAUGAACCGACGCCGGACCAGUUAUUUUCCAAAGAUACCCAGUUGGAUCCAGCGCCGGCUAAAUUGGCAGAGAUGGAGACGGAGACGGAAACCGAAUCAGAAUCCGAAUCAGAAUCAGAGGCAGAGGCAGAGGCCGAUACAAAGCCGGAAGAAGCAGCAGAUGCAAAGUCAGAAACAGGUGCAAGGGCAGAAGCAGACGCAACGGCAGAGGCACAGGCAGAUGGCAGCGAUGGCGACAGCUUUGUGACAGUGACAGAGGAUACUAGCCUCGACGAGGAAGCUAAAGACCAAGGAGAAAUGAUGCCCCGCGGCAGCCUAGAUCUCCUCUUCCUACUCUCACCAGGGGCGCAGAAGAGCAGCGGAAUGGAUAAGAAGAAGCCGGAGGAAUCGGAAAGAGUGAUGGAUCACAAGCAGGCAUGAGCGCCCAAACAUAUCAAGGGCUAAUUUCUUUACUGCACCUCAUCUACUUGUAAUACGGCGCCUGGAGCAUCUUUAUCUUUUGUAAGCCACAUAAUUAUAUCUUUGGGUAGUUUAGAUAAUAAAUACCAAAAAUGGCC
Pyricularia grisea is the source of this 3375-nucleotide messenger RNA. RefSeq lists its product as uncharacterized. Gene Ontology annotation, biological process: transmembrane transport. NCBI's taxonomy places the organism in Eukaryota, Fungi, Ascomycota, Sordariomycetes, Magnaporthales, Pyriculariaceae. The transcript has 4 exons. Gene Ontology annotation, molecular function: transmembrane transporter activity. The coding region runs from base 719 to 3238 and encodes 839 amino acids. The record is from RefSeq and is a predicted model, not a curated record.